Molecule: messenger RNA, 2483 nt
Organism: Priapulus caudatus
Lineage: Eukaryota; Metazoa; Priapulida; Priapulimorpha; Priapulimorphida; Priapulidae
Product: probable indole-3-acetic acid-amido synthetase GH3.9
Exons: 14
Coding region: 95-2041 (648 amino acids)
Cellular component (GO): cytoplasm
Molecular function (GO): acid-amino acid ligase activity
Source: RefSeq, a predicted model, not a curated record
AUGUGUGUAUAUCAGCGCAGUUGCCCGCCGACUCUGGGCUCACACCAACGAAUUAAGAAGCGGCGAUACGUCGUGCGAGCUAGACGAACCUGCAAUGGCUGUUUCUCUGAGGCGUGUGUUCGCGGCUGGUGUGGUUUUCCUCCUGCUGGCCUACUAUCAGUUCGUCUAUAACGUGUUUAACCUUGAGCACAAUCUAGGCUUCUUUAGUAGACUAUGGUCCGCACUAUGGGGCAUCAUCUUCUCGGUGCUGGCUGCGAUGGCAUUCGACAUGAGUCGCAUGUCUCCGGCAUCAGAGGCGCAUACGUGGCUCUCCGCCAUCACGCAAUACUCGUUCAUCGUGGUCAGCAUGUGCAUGGGCCAGUUCGCCAAGCGCCGGCUCGACCAGGAUAGCAUCCGGACGAAGGAAGUACAGGAUGAGAUGCUACGCAAUAUCCUAAAGAAACGUAGCCAGACUGAAUGGGGAAAGAAUCACAAUUUCGCUUCUAUCUCGACUAGAGAAGAAUAUGUAAAAAAGCAGGCGUUAACCACGUAUCCAGACUAUAAGGACUCAAUCGAUCGAGUGAUGAAGGGUGAGGUUGGAAUUCUUCUCCCUGAAAAGCCGUUUUACUUCGGUGUCACAUCUAGCACAAGCAGCGGAUUCUCUAAAGUACUGCCGAUCGAUCUAGCGGCAUUCAAGUCUAUCGUAUAUACUCUGAUGGCAUAUAUGGGGACAGUAUUGCCGAAGUUUCCGCCGAUUCGCUCUCUGGGAAGAUCUAUCCGGCUAUUCAUUAUGCCUAGAUUCCGCUAUACGGAAGCUGGCAUAGUUAUGGGCCCUAUGUCGGGCAUGCCGCGAACGUUCUACGUCGAUUUGUACCUGAGGACGACGACGACGCCGCUUGAAGCUAUGGAUAUCAGCAAUGAACAGCAGAUGCUUUACCUGCAUCUGUUAUUUGCUCUAAAAGAUAAGCAUGCAUCGAAGAUAGAGACAGGAUUUAGCAGUAUGGUGCAAACCUUUGGACUCUGUCUCGAAGAGAAGUGGCCGCAAUUGGUAGAAGAUAUCAGAAAAGGCAGUAUCACCCCUGACUUGAACAUCGAUGAAGGGAUCAGGUGGAAGCUCAUUAAUGAAUACAUGAAGCCAGACCCAAUGCGGGCAGACGAAAUCGAAAGGGAAAUCAAGAAAGGGUUCGAUGGUAUCUUCAAGCGUCUCUGGCCGAGUUUAUCGGUGAUCGUCGCCGCAACAUCCGGAACAUUUGCCAUGUACGCGGAACGAUUGCUGAGGUCGUACGCCCGCGGAUGCACCAUCUACUCUCCAGUCUACGGCUCCACGGAAGCGAUGGUCGGAGUGAAUCUGGACCCCAAUAGAAAGGCAGGCGAUGAGCGGUACACAAUGAUGCCAACCGUGGCAUUUUUUGAAUUCAUACCAAUUGAACACAUAGGUGAAGAGCAGCCUAAAACCUUGUUCAUUGACCAGGUUAAAGCCGGAGAAAAGUAUGAACUAGUGGCAUCAACAUUAUGCGCCCUCUACCGAUUCCGCAUUGGCGAUGUCAUCGAAGUAGUGGAUUUUAUGAACCGAUUGCCUAUAAUUUGCUUCAAGUACAGAACUGGACAGCUAUUGAGUGUACACGGAGAGAAGACUUCCGAAGAUGCAUUUUACCAGGCCAUGAUCAAUACCGUGAAACAGUGGUCAACAGUUACCCUGAAAGACUACAGCUGCGCUGAAAGCGUACUCGACGAGCAAGGCAAUAGAGAUGCAUCGACGCACGUCGCGCCUUAUUAUAUUGUGUUCAUCGAGCUCGUGGGUGGCGAUGACGUGAAACUCACCGAAAAGCAAAAAGCAAUGCUGGACGACAACCUGCAACUUGAGACAUACCCGUAUGCUUCUUUCCGUCGAAAGGACGCCAUAGGUCCCAUGAAGGUUAACAUCGUAACGCCGGGAACAUUCGAAGCCUUCCGUGACUACAUCAUCCACCACUCGGGAGCGUCGAUUAAUCAGCUGAAGGUCCCACGUGCACUGCGCAGGCCUGACUACAUCGAGUUCAUGAAGGGCCGUAUUGCUCCCUAGGCAGCGGACGGCUGCGCUGGCGCAUGGCUAACACCACGGACAUUUGAGCCGCGCCAGUAUAACAAAAUGACGCUAGAGAAACACGAAUUAUAUUUACUACCAAAGCUUGAAUAUUCAGGCGCUCUAUAUCGACUAAUAAUUCAACUUAAACGAAGUUGAACUAGUCCUCUACAACACAGGAUGCCACCGCUCGCAGGCCACUGUGAAUAAACUCACAGAGAGAUAAUUAUACGCCGCUGUGCACAAAUUCACGAAGGGCGUACGCCAACCUGCACAACCCCGCGAAAGAUAUACGUCAUUGUGCAAAACUCAAGAAAGAUAGAUAGAUAGUAUGUCUACAGUAGAUGGUAUUAUAAGUUACAGAAAGAUAUGACGCCACUGUGUAAAACUCACGAAAGAUAUACGCCACUGUGUAUGGCAUGUAUUUUGUUUCAUAAUUCGA